Messenger RNA from Myripristis murdjan (pinecone soldierfish), 1966 nucleotides. RefSeq names its product LIM domain only protein 7-like. The transcript has a single exon. Gene Ontology annotation, biological process: regulation of signaling; regulation of cell adhesion. Lineage: Eukaryota; Metazoa; Chordata; Actinopteri; Holocentriformes; Holocentridae. Bases 498 to 1211 code for a protein of 237 amino acids. The record is from RefSeq and is a predicted model, not a curated record.
GAGGAGAAAUAUGAAUGGCUCCUAUCAGGGCAUAGUUUCUGAUAAGCUGCUUCCUAACGUACUAAUGAUAAAAUGCACUGUCAAGCUACUGGAAGUGCCCUAACGUGACUGAUAAAGUGGCCUGCUUUCACUGACCUUUUGUGGGAUAUAGGCUGUGUUUGAGUGCUUUUUUUUUUAACCACAGACCAUGAUAGAGAAACCUUCACUGUUUUAUAGCAACUAGUAUGGCAGUGUUAUUCAGUAGCUGUGUGAUUGUAAAAUCUUGAUUUGAUCAACUUCUGUUUGAAUCAGAUAUCAACCACUUUGGCUGCUCGUGUGUUCUCUUCCUCCUUUUCUUGCUCUUUCUGUGAUCUGGUUCACAUGCAUGCACUCAUCACCUCUCUAUCCUUUUCUCUUUCUCCUUCUGCCCACCCUCCAGUCCUCAUAUUCAACUGCACACUACUCCCCAGCUCCCCACACCCCCUCUGUUAGAGACCCCCCCUCUGCUGUUUGCCCGAAUGGACCCCACAUCGGGUCCCAGACUGGUCAAAUGUGAGAAGCGACCCCUCCUGGGCCGCCAAGACCCACAGGAGCCCCCAGACCCUUUUGAUUAUGACGGCAUUGUUCCUGACCUGGAGAACGACGAUAUGUUUGCAAGGCGAACCCAGGCCUUUCAGUCCAACAUAGAUCUGGCUAUGAUGAAGACUCAGCUGUCUGCCAUUCGCUCCUCACGUCGUCGCUACACCUCUGAGCCGCAACUCAAUAUCGUUACCCAGCCUCGCGGCCUUGGCAGCACCAAGGAAAGGAUCGAAUUCCCUGACAUCGAGCUGGACGAUAUGGUCUACAGAAAGGUCAAUCCUCAGCUUGUUCAGCAGCCACUCUCAGGCACCCCUGACCACUACGCCCCCAUGCCCAUCCCAGAGCCCUGGGCUCUGCCUCCUAAUCUGAAAGCCAGACUCCUGUGCCCGCCAUGUCCUUUAUCCCAGGAAUCAGCAGCAGAUAAACGGAAUCAGGAUGAGAAAGAGAUGCACCCCAGAACUGACGACAUGCUCGUCCGGAAGUUUGGGAUUUAUUCUAGUCAAAGUCAGCCAUCAGCCAAUCAGAUGACUCCCUCAGUACCAACUUCUUGCAGCGAAGGUGACCUGCAGAAGUGGCAGGCUAUUAGGGAAGCCAGUCGGCUCAGGUAUAAGAAGCGGCUGAUGGUGGAGAGGCUGGCUGUUCUGAAGUUGUAGGUGGUUGGAUAAAACAGUGCCUGUUGCUUUUACUCUCACUGUAGGUUGUGUAUUUUAUCUUUCCAUUUUCAUUCUUUUUUUUUUCUGUGAGAGCUCAUUAGUGGCAUUUCACUCUUGGACUAUAUUCUGUCUGAUAUUGAAGUGGCCUAUAUUUACAUUGCAUGUUGAUGGAGUGGUGCUAAGGCCACUGUGAUCACAGACAAGAAUCUCACCCAACAAAGCACUUCCUUCUGAAAACUUCUGUAAUACAUGUAGGUGCCUCCUGCGUUCACUGGAUCAGCCGCGACUAUUUGAACACAUUUCCAGUGGGGGAAAUGAAGUGAUAAAACCUACAACACCAGCUUUAUUGCUUAUAUCUUGUUUUCAAUGUUCUUUUGUUUUGUUUUUUUUUUACCUCAUAUUUGAAAAACGGAGGUUUUACCUGUCAGGUAGAUAAUUUACACUGCCUUUAAUGGGCACUUGAUUAUGGUAUACUGUACUUGAGCAUAACAGUAACAUAAUUGCAAAGCCCUGAUUGGAUGCCCUUACUGUACAUCAUAACUCUCUGCUGCUAUGUCUUUUGAAGUGUUACUUUUGAACAAAAUUGCAUGAACUGUCUCACAGCAUUGACCAAAAUUAUUAUGAAGUACAUCAUCAGCAUUGGUAAACUCAAAUUCAGUGUUUUACAUUUGCCUUCAUUUUUCUUUCAUUGGACUGAGUUUGCCUGUGAAUGGAACAACUUUCUGCAAGCUUAAUAAAGAAAACCGCAGACUUUA